AUGGGGCCUGAGGAGGACCCGUACCAUGAGACCAUUCCCGAGGAAGAGUUGCACUUUUACCAGCGUAAAGGCGCUAGGAGAAAGCGGAAACUUCCUGACUUUAUUCCUAAGCAUGACUUAAAGGUACUCAAUUCGGUGAAACGUAAGGCGUACCGUUUGGACUUGCAGCUCAGCCUCUGUGGGAUUCGUAUUGGCUGGGCAGGCCUCAUUGGUCUUAUUCCAGGAAUUGGCGAUGUGAUAGCGUUGUAUUUCGCCUUACGAGUACUCAGAAAGGCCCAGCAGAUCGAAGGAGGCUUGCCACCAUGGUUACACCUGAAAAUGAUGGCCAACAUAGCGUUUGACUUUGGCAUUGGUCUUAUACCCGUGGUGGGUGACUUUAUCAACAUCUUGUACAAGUGUAACCUGAGAAACUUUGUUUUGUUGGAGAAACAUCUCGUGGAGAAGUACAGCAAGGAGCGACCGGUGGACCCGUCCAAGGCCCAGCCUCCUCCGCCUCCGCCUCGACAGUUGGAAGAAGUCUAG
Molecule: messenger RNA, 522 nt
Organism: Candidozyma haemuli
Lineage: Eukaryota; Fungi; Ascomycota; Pichiomycetes; Serinales; Metschnikowiaceae
Exons: 1
Coding region: 1-522 (173 amino acids)
Source: RefSeq, a predicted model, not a curated record